This is a messenger RNA of Eruca vesicaria subsp. sativa (arugula), 1182 nucleotides long. NCBI's taxonomy places the organism in Eukaryota, Viridiplantae, Streptophyta, Magnoliopsida, Brassicales, Brassicaceae. The record is from the annotation of a GenBank genome assembly.
AUGGCUAGCAACAGUUCUGAGGUUAUCAAUAUCCCUCUAGAUCUAAUCGUGGAGAUACUCAAGAAACUUCCAACAAAAUCUCUAGCGAGAUUUCGAUGCGUCUCGUAUCAAUGGGAAAGUAUUAUCAACAACUACAUAGUCAUUGAUUCGAUCGUGACUAGAAGAUCAAAUAAACCACCCCGUGAUCCCCACUUCUUCUUCCAGAAGCUUUUGAAUGAACCAUCACAACGUGGUCUCUACCGGCGUUCGUUCCCUACCCAUAAACCUUUUUCCAUCUUAUCGUAUACUUGCCUUUAUCAUCAAGUCACAGACGAAGAACAACUCUAUCACGAGGAGAUCAUCGGAAAAGGCCAAGACUAUGUAAGAGGCUUUCAACACGUACGUGGCUUAAUAGGGUUUUCGUGUUCACGUAACGUUCAGUUCACAAUAUACAACCCUACCACGAGGCAAUCUCUUUUAUUACCCGCUACGCGUUUACCAGGAACCUUGGUCUAUUUAUUCGGGUACGACCCUUUCAAGAAACAGUACAAAGUCUUGUCUCUAACGAAAAACCGAAGUGAACUGUCUUGUAAGAUUUUCGUGUUGGGAGAUGUCUCAAACGAGUGGUGGGACAUCAAAUGCAGCAUCGGAAGUCACUCCCCUUUGGCGGAAGCAGUUUGCAUGAACGGGAAAAUCUAUUACAAAGCAAGAAAAACAAACUGGACUCGUGUUUUGGUGAGUUUUGACGUUAGGCAUGAGAUGUUUAAUCAUGUUCAGACACCGGAAGAUCUAUCGUUGUCUGAUUACCAUGGAGAUUUUUCGAUUCUUGUAAACUACCAUGGGAAAUUAGGAUGCGUAUGUCGAAACAAGUUUGGCCUGAACACAGUCGAUAUGGAUGUUUGGGUUAUGCAGGACGCUGAGAAACAAGAGUGGUCGAAGAUUACGUUCUUGGACAUGCUUCACGGUUUACCUAUUUUGAAUAUCAGAUUUGCGGGUGUCACUAAUCCUGGAGGCGAAAUCGUUUUGGUCCAUGAAGAUUAUCUCAGUGAGUUUGCACUAGAUGUUUAUUAUUAUGAUCCGAAGCAAAAUGGUCUUAGAAGAGUUGAAAUCCAAACUACAACAUCGUUAUAUAGAGUAAGGCCUAGUAAUAGAGUUACAAUCUGGGCUGUCACGGAUCACGUUGAGAACAUCAUGCGCUUGUGA